Messenger RNA from Drepanopeziza brunnea f. sp. 'multigermtubi' MB_m1, 579 nucleotides. NCBI's taxonomy places the organism in Eukaryota, Fungi, Ascomycota, Leotiomycetes, Helotiales, Drepanopezizaceae. The record is from RefSeq and is a predicted model, not a curated record.
AUGCCCGUGCUUGCCGAAAGCUACCCCCACGCGGCGAUAGGUGCUGCGUAUCUCUUGCUGGCCUUCGCAGUGCUAAGUCUCGGGUCGCUUAUCUGGAGAAGAUAUACAACUAUUGCCCGCGGCGCCACAUCCUCUCGCACCCCUACUACUCAAACCUCCGUAUUCUCUGAAGAGAAAGAGUCGGGGAUCCCUCAGAUUGGAGACCAAGAGAGGGUGUUACCGUCUCUUUUCUCUUCUUCUUCUUCUUCUUCGUAUGGUUAUCCGCAAAGCUCACGACCGCCAUCCUCCCUGCCUUCUCUUCCUGUGAUUGCUACACAGGACCUCGGUGUUCGAACUCAAGUUCCGGACUACGAGUCGCCUACCUGGCCCCCGCUCGUUUCCGCCACGGAGUCUUUUGAAGCUGCUGCUCGCGGGAUGGUGGACUGGCCUAAGAGGAGAAGCUAUACGGAGACCACGCUUGAGGAUGUGGAGGUUCAAGGAGAGGUCGUGGUGAUGGCUGGGGGUUGGAGACGCCAUACGAACGUCUUUGGAGGGGGGGUUUGCGUGGCGUGCAAGGAGUCGGAUCGGAGGAUGAGAUAA